UGGUUUUGUGGAAAUGUGAGCAUUUUAUUGCCAGUCUUCCGUGAAAACUCCUUUAAACUACACACUGCGGUUUUGAAAGCAUUAUAUUACUUUUAAAAUAUUACUUUAAAAAAUAAGGUUCCAUACACGAUGGCAAGUGUCAUUCAGGAGAUUCGAUUACGCAUCCAACAAAGAAACACUGCUGCCAACGCUGCUGCCAACGCUGCUGUCAACGCUGCAAGAGUGGCUGAGAGAGUUGCACAGCUCAGAGAAAUUAAGGCAAAAAUCAAGAUCAUUGCUGAUGAAGUUACAACUCUGGGCAAUCUUAUACGAUUCACAGAUGAUAAUAAAACCAAGAAGGACCUCCUGGCGGAGAAAAAGUCCCUAGAGGAUGAAAACACAACAAACAUCAGUGAUAAAGAAGCAAAAAUUGCAGAGAUCAAGAUCCUAAAAGCGGAUUUCGUCGAUUCAGACGAAAUCUAAGCACUUCAUAUGUAUCACGAUACUUAAUGUAAGAAAUUAAUGAAAUUUUCCUAAAUAGUGUAUAAAAGUUGGAAUAACAUCUCCGAAUUUGCUUAAAUUUAAAACAUU
This is a messenger RNA of Folsomia candida, 570 nucleotides long. RefSeq lists its product as uncharacterized. Bases 130 to 462 code for a protein of 110 amino acids. The record is from RefSeq and is a predicted model, not a curated record. NCBI's taxonomy places the organism in Eukaryota, Metazoa, Arthropoda, Collembola, Entomobryomorpha, Isotomidae. The transcript has 3 exons.